Ostrinia nubilalis (European corn borer) is the source of this 6129-nucleotide messenger RNA. Its product is annotated as serine/threonine-protein phosphatase 2A 56 kDa regulatory subunit gamma isoform-like. Gene Ontology annotation, biological process: signal transduction; protein dephosphorylation. The record is from RefSeq and is a predicted model, not a curated record. Lineage: Eukaryota; Metazoa; Arthropoda; Insecta; Lepidoptera; Crambidae. The transcript is spliced from 9 exons. Bases 56 to 1402 code for a protein of 448 amino acids. Gene Ontology annotation, cellular component: cytosol; nucleus; protein phosphatase type 2A complex. Gene Ontology annotation, molecular function: protein phosphatase activator activity.
CGAGCCGCUGUCCGACCUCAAAUGGAAGGAGGUGAAGCGAGCCGCGCUGCUGGAGAUGGUCGAAUACGUCACCUCGCAGCGCGGCGUCAUCACGGAAGCGAUAUACCCGGAGGCUGUGAAUAUGUUCGCGAUAAACCUAUUUCGAACUCUACCUCCGUCAUCCAACCCCAACGGAGCGGAGUUCGACCCGGAGGAAGACGAGCCUACACUGGAGGCGGCGUGGCCACACCUGCAGCUGGUCUACGAGCUGUUCCUCAGGCUACUGGAGUCGCCGGACUUCCAGCCCAAUAUCGCCAAGAAGUAUAUUGACCAGAAGUUUGUACUACAGUUACUAGAGCUGUUCGACUCGGAGGACCCUCGCGAGCGCGACUUCCUAAAGACAACACUGCACAGGAUAUACGGCAAGUUCCUAGUUCUCCGCGCCUACAUACGGAAACAGAUCAACAACGUGUUUUAUAGGUUUAUCUACGAGACAGAGCACCAUAACGGCAUCGCUGAACUGCUGGAGAUUCUUGGCUCCAUCAUCAAUGGGUUCGCGCUGCCGCUCAAGGAGGAGCACAAACUCUUCUUGCUCAGGGUACUACUGCCACUGCAUAAAGCCAAGUCGCUGUCGGUGUACCACGCGCAGCUGGCCUACUGCGUGGUGCAGUUCCUGGAGAAGGACCCCUCCCUGACGCAGCCCGUAGUUAGAGCGUUAUUAAAAUACUGGCCCAAAACACACUCGCCCAAAGAGGUGAUGUUCCUCAACGAGAUGGAAGAAAUACUGGACGUGAUCGAGCCGGCCGAGUUCCAGAAGAUCAUGGACCCGCUGUUCCGGCAGCUGGCCAAGUGUGUGUCUAGCCCGCACUUCCAGGUGGCCGAAAGAGCAUUAUACUAUUGGAACAACGAGUACAUAAUGUCGCUCAUAUCCGACAACGCAACGUACAUCCUACCGAUCAUGUUCCCUUCUCUGUACCGGAACACGAAGAGCCAUUGGAACAAAACCAUCCACGGGCUGGUGUACAACGCUCUCAAAUUGUUCAUGGAGAUGAACCAGAAGCUCUUCGAUGAGUGCACGCAGCAGUACAAGCAGGAGAAACAGAAGGAACGCGAAAGGAUGAUUCAAAGAGAGGAGGUGUGGCAGCAAUUAGAAGCGCGCGCCGCCUCCAAUCCCGCCUAUAGAGACGCGGCCACGGCGCGCGCGCCGCCCGACUUGCCUGGAGAUGAGCCCACUGUCGAUCUCACUUAUCAACGCGUAGAACAAGGCGCUAAGGAGGCGCGGAAGCAAGGCUACAACGCCAGCAAGCCGCUCCUCCGCAAGAAGUCCGAACUGCCCGCGGACACUUCCACCGUCAAAGCGCUCAUCGAGCACAAGCGCGCCGACGCCUUCCUGCCCACCCCGCCCGACGUCAACCAGUGCUAGCUAGCGCACGUACACGUACACGAUAACGGGGACGUACACGUGCACGAUAACGGGGACGUAUACGUACACGUGCACGGAGAGAUACACGUGGAAAGGUUGCGCGCGAGUCUAGGAGUACACAAUUGGCUGCAAGUGACGGUAAACUACAGGUUGCGAGACGAGGUAUACGUAAAAGGGAUUGAUAGAUUGAUAACGGAUAUGCUUAUGGUGAAUGUAAAGGAACACGCGAGAGACGUAAACGCAAAGAUACAACACUAUGAAUUCACAGAAAAUAGGAUGCGCGUUAGUGCUUUCGGUUACUGGUUUCCUAAAUUCUGCUCGAAUAUGAAACACAGUGCGUUACAGGUAAAUGGGCUAAACAAUAAGCUACACGACAAUAGAAUCACAGAUAGAUUAAACACUGGUAUAUGCCUGCUUAAUUCUCUUACUAACGGCAUCCACGAUUGUAGCUAUCUAGUACACGCUUGCCCAACAUAACAAAAGCGUUAGAGACUUUGGUAAGCUAAAGAUCGCAUUUCAAAGAAAAUAUACUUUUUAAUUUAUGUCUCUCACAAAUCUGUAGCAUGUCUUUAAGUGUGCUUUUUAGGCAUUUUUAUAGCUGGAAUUUACUUAAAUUGCAAGAAUAUAGUUUGUAAAUUAACAUUUUUUUUUGUUUGAUUAGGUACAAUCAUUACCACUACAUACGUAUAAAUAGCGUUUGCGAUAACAUUGAAUAGAUAGAUACUGAAGAUUAUAGAAAUAGAUAGGAUAAUUGUUGGCUAUAACAUUGUCAAAUUACGGCCAAGCCUUGAGUGCUAUAUACAAUAACUCGUGGUUAGAUAGAUUUGGUAUUGACAUAUUCAUACAUUGUAAAUAGUUUUAAAAGUUGAUAUUAUCUAUGUUAUUGUAAACUAUACAACAUACAAUAUUAAUGUUCUUAAUACAUGCGUAAUCUUUACAACUUUUUUAGUAGCAAUAUCUGGUUAAAUUUUUCUUUUUCAAACAUUGCUGAAGAUUGUGAUUGUGUUCAUAUUAUGAAAUUAACAAUCACAUAAAGUACAAAUAUUUCAGUUAAUGUUAAAUAAAUAAAUUCGAUGCUAUUGUCUAAUAUAAGCUAUACGUAACACUGACGCGUGCCUCUUUCAAUAAUUACCCUCCUUCUUUUUAAGGGUCUGGCUACACUUGUACGCCAUUUUAUCUUAUAACUAGAAAAAUUUACCGUUUACCCUAGGAAUAAAGUCGUUUGUUCUUUGCUGUGGGAACCCACGCCAUAUGUUGAUAACUCGAUGCUAAAGAAAGCCAACCAAUGUAGUUCAUACCCGAAUUGAAUUUAUAAGUGUUGUUUCGUAUUUUACCAGAGCUAAGUAAAGCGUUUACGUGUUUAGGAUGUUAGUUACUGAAAUGUUACAUUGCAGCCAAUUGUGCGUCUACCCACUUAACACUCGCGUGCAACGGGGGUCAGUGAGUACAUGUGUGCGAGCGAGAGGACGCUCUACGAGUGACACGUGAAGACGCAUUGUGGUCUAUAUUUAAUAUAUUAGUUAGUACACAUAUAAUUAAAUUGGUAGUUUUGUUGAUGUUUUAUAUUUCACUCGACGUCGACUGCUGUUGGUUUGGGCCGCGAUUCCGACGGGGCUUGCAACUUGCAACUCGUUGGAUUUGAAGCUCUAAUGCUUGCAAUGUUCGCGUUAUUUGCGACCAAUCAGAGCUAUAUAAAUAUGGUUAGAAUAGAGAGAUUGAUGACGUUGUUCUUACAGCUAAAGUCUGGUCCGUGAGCACGUAGAAUUUUGUCCAAUGACCCCAAGCUACCCAUCCUUAUCGCUCGCGUGUAAUUAUGUUGCUAUCGCGCUCGCACACUCACUGCGGGUGCCAGUCGCACAGUCGCGACAGCAAUAUAAUUACGCGCGAGCGAUAAGGAUGGGUAGCUUGGGGUCAUUGGGCAAAAUUCUACUUGCUCACGGACUGGGGUUUAGGCGCUAUUCUAAGCACGUUUUUAAUAGCAGAAUUGGGCAUCGAAAGGCGUCCAAUUUGCGUACGCGCAUGAUCGGUCGCCAGUGAAGCGAUGUUGCGUAAUGAAGUACUAAAUAGAACUAUCAUCCGUCUCAUCUGUAUAUCCUGCUAACGUAAGUUCUUAAUUGUUUUCAAUGAUAGUGUACCUUUGAAUAUUUUUGACCGGUUCAAUAAACAAGUGCGAAAAUAUCGAAGGCAUAAUAUCGCUUGUUGAAUGUGAACUUUGUAUUUCAUUAUGCGGUGAUUAUCUUUAGCUGUGAGUGGUGAGUAAAGGACUAUUGCUGGUCAAUACUUGUCUCGAUGUACAGUCCACAGCACAUGAACCUAUCGCAAAAUGACUUAUCCCCACAAUGCAUUUUAAACUUUAUUGUCUAUAGGAUAAGGUUCAAUUUCAAUUGAGGAAAUUUGAUAUUUUGCUGUAGGUUGACGUGCUCUCGACUACACCACUAUCCGCCCGCUUUUUAGGGCGAUUCGUUCAUAACUCAGAUGUAGCAUCGAAACGUCAAACAACACUAUUUGAAAGGUAGACGUACUAUUUGAAACAAUCUGCCCUAUAACUGAUUAUACACUUUAUACAAACUCUUUUCUGAGGAAUUAUACCUAAUGGUCUGACGUCACUGUCAUAGAGACUGAAUUGUUCAAAUGAACCAUAGCUACGAUACAUUUUCGAUUCUACAUUAGCGUUUAUAUGGUCGCCUUUUCAUUGCGUUACAUCUCGUGUAAGUAAUAGGUUAAUGCACCAUUCCACUGGAGAUCCACCUGCGUCACGUUAUCGUUUCGAGUCGGGUUCCAUCUAUCGGUAAUAUUGUCAAAGGCACAUGAACAAUAAGGAUUUCAAUCGUUGAAAGCAGAUUGCAGAGCAAAUUAGUAGAAAAUUUCAUUUCAAACAGGGUGUUUUUCAUUUUGGAUGCAUUUCACGUUAUGCUAAGGAUAUACAGUUCAAAAUCCAUUGGUUGGAAUUCGCAAUUUUGUAACAGAAAUUGAAACGCUUCGUUGUUGUAAUCUGGACCAAUGCCGACAGGUGCGACCCGGCCCACAGCCGACACCGAUGUAUAACUAGUUGUAGUAGCGAUCAUGUUUAUACAACAGCCAUAAAAUUAGUAUAAUUUAUUAUUAAAACCAAAUAUAUGCAAUCUUUAACGAUAUGUCUGUUUGACAUGAAUUCCAACGCUUGUUUUUGUAUAUUUAGAUCGUUAAAUCGAAUAAAAUUAUUGUAUUUGUGUAUUAAUCAGAAUAAAUGUGAUUAGUUUAUUUCAUUCAUUCCUUUCAUGCGACUAACUUAAGGAUAAUAGAUUAAUUAAUCCACUAAUCACAAAAUAUGCUAUUUUCAUAAAAAGUAAAGUCAUGUAUUGUUUACUUUAUAUUUUUAUACGUACUUUAUAAUUAUGAACGUAACAUCUAGCCUAAUUUUAAUAAUAUCGGUCUUUAUGUCAAGCAUUGCAUAUCUCCUUUUAUUUUAUAAGGGAAAUGUAAAGGCAGGGUCGGUUCUUUAUAUUUUGCCAUUCAUCUUAUGAAUAAAAACUGUUCGCAGUAUCACCCUGCCUAAACACAUUCCGAGUUUAGUUGUAAUUUGUAAAGCAUACUUUUGAAAUUAUUUAAAAUAGAGCAUUAUUUAAUAAUGGGCACCCAAGGUUUGCAUUUCAUGUUACAUUUAAUUUACUUUAUUAGAGGGUAGCGUGCCAAAUGAAUUUGCAUUGCAUUUUCGAGGUACUUUGAACCUUAUCAAUAAUACAAUAGAGUUUAUUUGUGUUAUUGGUAAACUUCAAAAAGUUGGAAAUCUAAUCGAAAGAUUUCAGGGAGCGAGCGGCUUACUAACAUGCCGGUAUGGAAGCACCUAAGUAUUUAAAAAUAAUUUAUUUUUAUUUAUACAUUAUCAUACGCCACUACUUGGUCUAUAGCUGUAAAUCUCCGACUGUGUAAAAACUAUGUUUUCAUCUGUAGAGGUUUAAUAAUAUUUUGUACUGGAGUUAAAGUAUAAUAAGUGUUCGGUACUUAUGAUUAAUUUUGUAGGGAGUAAAAUUUCCCAAUUGGGGAGAGUAAAAAUUGCAAUAUUAAAGGCUUACAAUAUUAUUUUGCAGUAUGGCAAUGUUAAUCAAAUGUUUAAUUUAUAGAACCUAAGUAUCCCUAUAAAAUUAAUCAAGUACCUCUCUAGUAAUCGUUCAGAUAAGAGCAAGAGUAACUGUGAGGGACUCUUUGUAAUCCUCGAAUUCACAUUAAUAAAAUUUAAGAUUAAAAGCUGCCAGUCUCAAAUAAGAUUUUAUUUCAAAAUAAUCAACUUUCGGUACAAAAAUUAAGAAACACUAUUCACAUAGAAGAAGCUGGCGACUACUUUAUGUGGUAGCUAAUAUCCAACAAGAAUUUUUUCUUUUUUAUUCUAUCUGCGAUCAGCCGUCAGCCUUUAUCAGAUUAGAUGAAUUCGCAUUAAUGACUAAUCCAACAAGGAUUGUUCUGAAACUAGUGCCCAAAACUAGUUUGAAACUCGAAGAUAUAAUUUUGAUACUGGCAAGCCACGUGUUCCUCACAGUUACUUACUAAAAUAAAUGUAAAUUUCAAUGAGCGUGAAGCGUGAAUGAACAGAACCUCACAUUUAGCGAAUUAUUUGCAAAGCUGUUCAACAAAUUGAUAAAUUUUGUAUAAAUAUUUAUAACGAUAAUGUAACUGUUGAAAACAAAUAAUGUAACAGAUGACAUAUUAUAAGGUGCUUAUGAUUAUCGUUAUAAUACAAAGUUGUGCAUAUA